Trichoderma asperellum CBS 433.97 is the source of this 2418-nucleotide messenger RNA. RefSeq lists its product as uncharacterized. The record is from RefSeq and is a predicted model, not a curated record. Gene Ontology annotation, molecular function: GTPase activator activity. Lineage: Eukaryota; Fungi; Ascomycota; Sordariomycetes; Hypocreales; Hypocreaceae. Gene Ontology annotation, biological process: activation of GTPase activity.
AUGAGCUCAACACCAGCAGCCCAGGGCGACUCAGCCCGAUCAACCUCGCCGGCAGGGAGCUUCUAUGCUAUGAGCGACGACGAAGAGGGCGGCUACAACACCAUCACGCAUAUGGAAUCCGGCAGAGGAGUCAAGCUACUGUUCUCGAAGAGCAAGGUGUACGUCCACCCGACGCCGUCUGCAAAAGACAAUAUCUGUGGCUAUAUUGCUCUACUGCAGCAAAAGGGACCAAAGCGUGAUCGCCCGUCUUCGUCAUCAUCCGCAGAUGACCACGAUCAUGUCGCAUCUUCGGAUCUUCUACUUGCCUGGGUUCCCGAGGCAUCACUUGGAGAUUCAGCGAGCAUCUAUGUCAAGGUGGACCUCUCCGACGCCGACUCUCCUCCCAAACAGUCGUAUCUUGUCCCUCCGCCUCCCACAGUAACCGCUCACAGCAACUCCAUCGGCGGCUAUGCAUUUGCUAUCCCCGUCAGCGCGAUAUACUCUCUAUUAGUCCGCCCUCCUAGUCUCGGCUGGUGGUACGGCUCUGUCAUCAUUAAUUCCAGAGGAGGUGAUAGCUUUCCCGCUCUCUUUUUCCAUGAUGACGAGUGUCAGAGUACUAUUCUUCAGAAAAAGAAGCUGGCACGAGAUACGUUUGAUCCCUUCGGAGAGUCCGGCCAGAUGUUUUGGGGCGCAGACGAAGUUCUGCGAUGGCUGAGGAGAUAUAUCAAGAUUGAGAGAUCGGGAGCGGAGCCCAACAUUUAUCUCAUUGAGCCUAGCAAGGAGGACCUGGAAAGCUUUGGCGCUAGAAUGGCCACGACAAAAGCCAAAGGAAAGGCCGAUGCUGGGAGCUCAAAAAAUAAAGAUGCUCAGAUGGACCCCUUCAUGAAAUUUGUCAAGGAGACAGGCUGGAAUCUCAUGGAAAAAUUCAGCAAAGUUACCACAUUGACAAGGAGGGCAGCUCAAGACUUGGCAGAGAACCCUAGCCUGCCGCCUCAAGUGCGAAGGCUGCUGAGAAACCCAGAGGUUCAGACGCUCCAGGAUGAAUUCGACAGUGCAAGGAUAUAUCUUGCCAGGUGGGCGAUGGGCAUGGCGGAACAGAGUGAGCGCGAUCACAGACAGAGAAUAUGGACGGUUCGAGAUGUCAUGGAGCUUGAGGAUACUGAUGUCGGAGAAUUCGAGCUCCUUGAUGGCGUGAAUUCGCUGGGGAUUGAGGAAAGAAAGCAGCCGAUAUCAAUAGAGGAGUGGGAUGCAUUUUUCGAUCCCGAAACAGGGCGGCUGUCCAUCUCGGUUGAUGAGGUCAAAGAAAAGAUUUUCCAUGCCAGGCUGGAUCCCGACGACGGAGUUCGGAAAGAAGCCUGGCUCUUUUUGCUCGGCGUAUAUGACUGGUAUAGUACGCUAGAUGAAAGGAAGGCCACGAUUGCUUCACUGAGAGACCAGUAUUAUAAGCUCAAACAAUCCUGGUGGGAUCGACUGGAGGGAGAAGGAGGAGACGGAGAAACGGGCGAAUGGUGGCGCGAACAGCGUGGGCGUAUCGAGAAGGACGUUCAUCGAACUGAUCGAAACGUUCCCAUCUUCCAAGGAGAGGACACUCCGCACCCAGAUCCGAACUCACCAUUUGCUGAAGUUGGCACCAAUGUCCAUCUCGAACAAAUGAAGGAGAUGCUUCUGACAUAUAAUGAGUACAACAAGGAACUGGGAUACGUCCAGGGUAUGUCGGAUCUCUUGGCACCGAUCUAUGCUGUGAUUCAAGAUGAUGCGGUAGCUUUCUGGGCGUUCCAAAUGUUCAUGGAACGCAUGGAGCGCAACUUUUUACUCGAUCAGUCAGGCAUGCGAGGCCAGCUGUUGGCCCUAGACCAGCUUGUUCAUUUCAUGGACCCGAAGCUAUGGGAUCAUCUAGAAAGCACCGACAGCACCAACUUCUUUUUCUUUUUCCGCAUGAUACUCGUAUGGUAUAAGCGAGAGUUUGAGUGGUUGGAUGUGCUCAAGCUUUGGGAGUGUCUGUGGACUGAUUACUAUAGUGCAAACUUCCAUCUUUUCAUUGCUCUAGCCAUUUUGGAGAAGCACAGAGACGUUAUUAUGACUCAUCUCAAAGCAUUUGACGAAGUGCUCAAAUAUGUGAACGAGCUAUCUGGCACUAUCGACCUUGAGUCAACUUUGAUUCGCGCCGAGGUUCUUUUCCGACGCUUCCAGCGAUUGGUUGAGGCAGUCGACAAGAAGCAUAACUUCCCGGCUCCAAGGACAGAGAGCCCAGGCCAGAGCGCCUCUGCUACCAGCCCAGGUCGGAAGCCAGCUCCAAAAGGCAAAGCUAAUUCUGGCUCACCAAAGCCAGAGCGUAUCAUUACUCCCGAGUUGAGAAAGCUGCUGAGCCGAAAAGUAGAAGUUUUGGAAAAGAAGCCCAAGGCAACUCUGAAAGCUGAGGGGUCAGCUGGCUCAAAAUAA